This is a messenger RNA of Lepisosteus oculatus (spotted gar), 3778 nucleotides long. RefSeq lists its product as uncharacterized. NCBI's taxonomy places the organism in Eukaryota, Metazoa, Chordata, Actinopteri, Semionotiformes, Lepisosteidae. Gene Ontology annotation, molecular function: DNA endonuclease activity; protein binding. Gene Ontology annotation, biological process: resolution of meiotic recombination intermediates; double-strand break repair via homologous recombination. The record is from RefSeq and is a predicted model, not a curated record. Gene Ontology annotation, cellular component: cytoplasm; nucleoplasm.
AGGAGGCAGCUUUGAGGGCAAUGCUGAACGCCUGGAUGUUAUCCUCUAAAAUUCCCCUGCGUGACCAUGGAGCUGGGGUACAGGAAGGCAUUGCAGACACUACCUCCGCAGACCCAACCGAAGUUGAAAGACACAGUUGCCCAGGGAAGGGCAAUGAGCCGACGAGGGAUGACCUGAUCUCUCCGAGGCUUUGCUCUGCAAGCAAAGCCCUCCCUGCAGCAGAGGAAGAGCGCCCCCUAGUGCCAAGCCCCUUCGUAACGGGGAGGACCAAGUCCAGACAGAGCCGCUGUUUCCUCAGGACCAACAGCAGCUCCAGUGCCUCCCCUUCAUCCUCCUCCCUUUUUGACGACACCUUACCCAUACCUGUGCGGCUUUGUCGCCGCAACCCCAAGAGGCACGACGAUAGCGCAGCUGCCAAAGGCGGCCCCAGGUCUUGUUCUGUGACUGAUGGGAAAGAGGACAGUCUCCUAGUCGCUGCACUUCAAAGCACCCAAGAUUGUCAGACCAACACUCCAGUGGGUGAAGGAAAUCCGAGCAGUUUGGAUCGAGGGGUCAGUCAGGCAGACACUGUGAUUCUCUCGGGCAGUCUUGCGGACACUGUGAUUCUCUCGGGCAGUCUUGUGGACACUGUGAUUCUUGGAAAGAGCACUAAUGGCUGUUCAUCGGGUCCUCAGGAGGAGACGGCUCCUGAAGUGCUUCCAGGGGCAGAGGAUUUCAUGACUGAUGAUCUCUCGAGUUCAGGUGGAGAGGGGGUCAAGUCAGGACUCGGUCGGGAUGGAUGGUGGGUAGCAGAUGAACGUCCGCGUCCUACAGAGAGGUGUCAAAGGCAGCAGUCUUGCAUGACUGGUGACCUGGAUUCCAGCAACCCUCAAGUGAAGCAUACUUCGUCAACAGAGAAGCAGAUGGCGUUUUUGUCCAGUCACAAAUCCCCAGAGACGCAGAGGAGGGCACCAUUAACACCAGGCUCUGGUUACAUCCCCAGGUACAGCAUCAGUCGGCUCUCUGCGCGUCACCAAGCUGAGAGACUGGCGGAUCUCUCCUAUACUCCAGGGGGGCGGCCCCUGAUGGUUGAUGCAGAUGAGCCCAUAGAGUACCUCUACACUGAUACAGAGCAGGGCCACACGUUGAUAGAGUGCCAUGUGCCUCCUACAGCCAACAGCACCCUAAUCUCCAGUGAGGCCGAGUGCGAUACAACCACCAGUGAAGACACGGUGUUAUACAACUGGAGAUCCUUUCAGGCCAGCCCAACCAAGGAUAAGGAGAACCGCCUGCCCCAAAACGAGGUCUCCGCUGAGAUUCGUGGGCUGUCGGACAGAGAGCUUCGCCGCAGGCUCAAAGAACUGGGAGAGGACCCUGGUCCCAUCAAUAAAACCACCCGACCUCUGUAUUUGCAGCAGCUGAACCGUUUGAAGAGUGACAGCUAUGUGAGGCAACCCAAGAAUAACCCAGGCUACAGCCAAGAGCUGGCCGUCAGCCUGCACACCUUCCAGCUGCCUGAGUGCCAUGCAGAUGAACUGGCCCUCUGUCAGCAGUUCGACCAGCCUGACCAGAACAGGAAGUGGCGAGAGGGGGUGGUCAAGUCCAGUUUCAAUUACUUGCUGCUGGACCCGAGGGUGACGAAGAACCUGCCGGCACGCAGCCCCUCGCUGAGCCCCGCGGAGUGCUUCCGGGUCUUCGUCAGCGCCAUCUUCUACGUGGGCAAGGGCAAGCGCUCCCGGCCCUACAGCCACCUGUACGAGGCGCUGGAUUACUACAGGGGAGACAAGACGUCCAAGAAGCUUUGCUCCAAGGUGCAGCACAUCCUCCAGGUCUGGGCCACCGGGCAGGGCGUGAUCUCCCUGCACUGCUUCCAGAACGUCAUCCCAGUGGAGGCUUAUACCCGCGAGGCCUGCAUGGUGGACGCCAUCGGGUUGAAGAUGCUGACCAAUCAGAAGCGGGGAGACUAUUAUGGGGUGGUGGCGACGUGGCCCAUGAAACGCAGGCGUGACCUGGGCGUGCGCCUGCUGCACCGCACCAUGCAGAUCUUCCUGGCCGAGGGCGAGAGGCAGCUGCGCCCCGCCGAUCUCCGCGUGGGCAGGUGAGCAUCUGGGGCGGGGUGGGGGGGGGCACACCUGGCGAGCCGGAGUCUCCCAUACCCCCCCUUCCCCCCCAGCCUCUGCCUGCAGGAAGACACCUGGAUUGCUGGGGCCUGAGUCAGCGUUGCUGAAAAUUAAUGAACAGGGGAGAGCAGGUAUCUGUCUGACCCCCCCAGGACACCCCCUGCUACCUUGCUGACACCUGGCUGAGAUGAGCACUUAUCUGUAACCUGGUGAAGUCAGAGGGAUGGUAGAGUCAGAGAGCAUUGAAUUUGGGAAAUGAAUGAAGGGUGUACUGAAAAAAAAUACUUUCUCAACUUCAAAAGCACUGUGUGGCUGAUGAUGAUGAUGAUAUCCUGGAAUCAUCCGUUUUUAAUAGACUGAUCAACACAGACCUAGGAUUUAACGGUGCUGACUUGUUCUGGAUACUAGCUGUUUCGUUGAGCCAUGAAGUGUAUAAGCAUUAUGAAACUGGACUUUUCUCUUUUAUUUUUCUUAGUACAUGUGCUGUUAUGCUUUUCUCUAGUGAUGUUCAUAUUGGGGGGAAAAAAAAAUCAAAACUGAGCUGUGUUGUUGGUUCAUUUUUCGACACACCAGCACACAGAAUGAGAAUAUAUGCUUUAUUUCACUGCUGGAAAUGGCACUAUUGCACGUCACAUUGUAUAAUGAGUUGUCUUUUGUUCUUAAACUGCUGGCAGAGCCAGCAUAUCUUUAAACGCAAGUGUUUUGAAGACAGUCUUUAUGAUUAGCUGCUACCAACAUUUACAUUUUUUAACCACAUGGAGGUGCCACACUGUGGUACUGAUCGAUUGUAAAGGUUAAGACACUGGCUCCCAGUCCUGGUCCUGGUGACCCACACACCUGUUGGUUUUAGUUCAGUUACACUGUUGGUUCAGUCACACAAUCAAACUCCACAUUGUCUUAAUAAUGAGGUUAAUCUGAACUGUUUGUUUCCAUCUCUUAAACAUGGUAGAGCUUUAAAUGUUGUUUUGUAAGUGAAAUAAAAUCCCAAGCUUGUGAUCAGAAACAAAAUGCAUCUAUUCCGAUGAAGCAACUUUUUAGACCCAUUAAGUCUGUGGCUAUCUAAUUAAGGUGGGAUGGAAUGAAAACCAGCAGGUGUUUGGGUCACCAGGAUUGGGAAACACUGGGUUAAGGAGAAGCAGAGGUGUGCACUGUACAUGGAUCUGAUCAAGAUUGUCUCUUUAAAACACCCAGUUUAACCAAUAAAGGAACCAGCAGGUUUUCAGGUCCUUUUCGUUCUGGAUUCUGACGAAUCGUGUCCACAGUUUUCCGUGAUUGAGCUGCUGCUGGUUUUAAAAGUCAUGAUUAUUACACAGUGAUGCAAAACAGUCCUUGGAAGCAGGAUGUGACAAGACUUUAAAACUUAAUUUUCAAUUGUAACAAUUUGUAAUACCUAGUGUUCUCAUCUCGUAUCGCUGUUAGACAGCUUGUGAUGUUAUAUAAAAUGUUGCCAUAUGUCAAAAGAGCAUUUCUUGUACAUGAAGUGGGAUCUAGUUUAGGAGGGGGAAUCUUGACAGUAGAUUGUAGGCCUUGUUUUUUUAAUCUUGAGUUAUGGAUUGCAAUAAUUAAUGAACAGGUCAAAAUUGACCAAUUGUCCCUUUUUAUGUUCUACAAUUUCUGAAUGGAGUUAAACUUUGUAAAAAAUGUCCUUUCGUGACCUAAAGUGCUGUGUUUUGUUAAUA